AUGGCUAAUAUCGCGCAAGCAACUUUCACAUUAGCCAAACCGGAUCAGCGCGGUCGAACAUUCCCGCAAGCUAUUGCACACCGAGGGUACAAAGCUGCGCAUCCAGAAAAUACAAUGGGCGCAUUCAGAGGUGCUGUCGAAAUAGGCGCGCAUGCGAUAGAAACCGAUUUACACAUUACAAAGGACGGGGUCUUGGUUAUCUCACAUGUGUGUUGUAACCUUAAGGAUGACGUUUCUCGCUGA
This is a messenger RNA of Botrytis byssoidea, 243 nucleotides long. RefSeq lists its product as uncharacterized. NCBI's taxonomy places the organism in Eukaryota, Fungi, Ascomycota, Leotiomycetes, Helotiales, Sclerotiniaceae. The record is from RefSeq and is a predicted model, not a curated record. Gene Ontology annotation, biological process: lipid metabolic process. The transcript has a single exon. Gene Ontology annotation, molecular function: phosphoric diester hydrolase activity. Bases 1 to 243 code for a protein of 80 amino acids.